Purpureocillium takamizusanense is the source of this 1529-nucleotide messenger RNA. RefSeq lists its product as uncharacterized. Lineage: Eukaryota; Fungi; Ascomycota; Sordariomycetes; Hypocreales; Ophiocordycipitaceae. The transcript has 2 exons. The coding region runs from base 289 to 1329 and encodes 346 amino acids. The record is from RefSeq and is a predicted model, not a curated record.
CAACCACGGAAGCACAACCUAGUGGCGUUGCGCGGCGGUGUCCGGCUCGCAACGACGUCUCUUUCUUGUCCCUUUCCACCACGUAACUUCCGGCCAGUGCCUGGCCAUUUCGCUCAUUUUCUUCGAUUUUCACGCCGCAUAUCGAACCCUAUUCCAUCGCUUCGCGAGCCCCCCUCGUUGAACCGAACAGGGCAGACCUCAGACACGGCCGCUAGUAACGAGACAGGAGGCAAAGGUUGUUGGGAUCCCCGUCCGUCCCAACGCAUCGCAUCGCACUCGCCGCCAUCCAUGGCCUCUGCGUCGAGCAAGGUCGGCGGCCUGACCGCCGCGGUGCGCAUCCUCACGCCGCUGGCCGUCGGGUCCGCCGGCUACGCGGCGUAUCGCAUCAACUGGGCCGUGGCGGUCCGCAAGUUCCUGAUAGGGCCGGGUCGGACCUCGCGCGUCCUGCUGCUGCUCUUUGUGGUGUUUAACUGGAAGAACCUGCCCUUUGCGUGGACUUAUCGUGUCUUCUACGCAAUCCUGUACCACAACGUCCUGCGCAAGUCGCCCGCCCUCACGCCCCGCGCGCUCUUCAAGCCGCUCAUCUCCGAGACGCGCACCCCCCUCCUCGAGAUCGACUACAACCUGCACAAGUCCAACUCGACCUACUUCACCGACCUCGACAUCUCGCGCACGCACCUCGUCGGGUACCUCUGCCGGCCCGCCCUGCGCAAGCUGGCGCACAACCCGCAGACGCGCCUCAUCGAGGACCCGCGCACGGGUAAGCCCGCCAAGGGCUCCCUCGGCAUCCUGCUCGGCGCCGUGGGCUGCAGCUUCAAGCGCGAAAUCGCCGCCUACAAGGGCUACGAGCUCUGGAGCCGCGUGCUCAGCUGGGACCGCAAGUGGAUGUACAUCAUCACGCACUUUGUGCCCAAGGGCGCGGCGCGCCCGACCGAGUGGCUGGACCCGCGGUUCGGCAAGGUCCGCACGCGCGGGUCGGGCGACGCCAUGGGCGGGUGGGAGACCAAGAUCCACGCCACGGCCGUGAGCAAGUACGUCUUCAAGCUGGGGCGCAUCACCGUCCAUCCGGCUGUUGUGCUCGAGGAGUCGGGCCUGCUGCCCCCGCGACCGGACGGCGGCUGGACGAGCGGCGAGGCCCAGCUCGGCGACGAGGGCGCCGACGUGGCCGGCGUGGACUUGGCCAAGGAAGGCGAAUGGGACUGGCGUCGCGUCGAGGCCCAGCGCAGGCGUGGCAUGGAGCUCGCCGGUCAGUUCCAGGGUCUGGAUGAGAGCCACGCUCUCUUCACAGGCGGCAGCAGUGGUGCUCUGGGCGCAUUCGGGCCUUGCUAAGAAAGUGGCCACCGAGUGGUUUGAUACAACAGCGGUUGCGACCGUACGGCAGGGUGCAACUAAUUCUAGAAGCGCAACAAGACACGAGUCGGAACAUCCGCGCCAUUUUGAUUGGGUAUAGACAAGCUCAUAGACAAUAGAUAGAAGAGAAAGCAUGAAGAGAGUGCGCCGCGCCAAUUGUACAGAGUAAAUUCGAACAC